Molecule: messenger RNA, 1752 nt
Organism: Adelges cooleyi (spruce gall adelgid)
Lineage: Eukaryota; Metazoa; Arthropoda; Insecta; Hemiptera; Adelgidae
Exons: 3
Coding region: 122-802 (226 amino acids)
Biological process (GO): regulation of transcription by RNA polymerase II
Cellular component (GO): nucleus; transcription regulator complex
Molecular function (GO): DNA binding
Source: RefSeq, a predicted model, not a curated record
CCGCCGCAGCAGCCGCCGUCGCAGUAGAGAAAUCCGGCACGGACGGACAGCGCGUCGUUUGGACCGUAUAAAAUAUCGCAUUGGCGGUCGGACUCCGUGGAAUAUUAUCACAACUGUCACUAUGGAAGAACAGUUAAUCAGCGAAAUCGAGCGGCGGCCCGUGUUGUACGAUAGAAGCGUGCAGGCGUGCAAAAAGAUGUCAGCCAGAGACGACGCUUGGCGCGAAGUAGCGGACAUCAUGAAGCAAACGGAGCCCGAAGUGAAAAAACGCUGGAGGACGCUUCGGGAUUCUUUCAUGCGGUUUCAUCGGCUUCAAAGGACGUGUGGGCCCAAGGGCAAGAAGAAAACGUGGAUGUACUAUCACGAGAUGGCGUUUUUGAUACCGCACAUCGAGCCCAGAGAGUACAAGAUGGCCGGUUUCGACGGCAACGAAUACGACCAAGAGACAAUGGACAACGGCCGACAGGAUUCGCAUGCCGCCGACAUGGUAUCCAUAGCGUCCGAUAUGUGCGAGACCGAGCUAACGACGCCACCCAUCGGCAGCGUGGUGCAGUGCCAUUGUUUCGCCGACAGCCAUGGUGGAGGUGGCGGAAUGGGGCCUCAACUAGGAGCACAGGAACCCGUUGAGCACGGCGACAAGCGCAAGAGGCCAGCGGAUGACCCGGAUUCGGACGAACACUUUGCGCUCAGCUGCGUUGCCGCGUUGCGCAAGUUGACGGCGCGCAAAAACGCUGAAAUCCGCAUGAGGAUACUGCAAAUACUGUACGAAGCCGAAUACGGAGAAGAGCCGGUGUUGAAAUAACAUAAAGCUAACUUACAUGAACGUUAAAAGUAUAUACACUAAUUUUUAAUACUAUAAUAUAUACGGUAUAUGUUCCAGAAUAUCAGUAAUUCAAUUACAAUCAUACACGAUUUUUACCAUUAAAAAGACAAUUUCAAAAAAAAUACUGAGCUCAGAUAGAGCUAUAUAGUAUUGAUACAUCUAUGCCCAAUGAUUUUGACUUAAAACAAAUAUUGGAGUGAGAAAAGACUGCAAAAGUUAUUCUGGGACAUAAUGCAUGCUUUGUGUUUAAUAUAAUUGUACAUUAUAUUUUAUUGUAAUAUUUUACGGGUGUUCGUAGGACCCGAGUUAAAUAUCUUGUUUAAGAUAUCUAUAAAUAUAAUAACUAUUUAAUAACAAACACAGCGGAAUAACGACUUUAAUAUGUCCGGCAGAAAUCCGCCAAAUUAAUAUUUAGUGUGAGCUACUUUGCAAUCUGCAAUAGCAACAACUCGUAUACGAACCUUAUACAUCAAUUUUACGUACAUUAGCUUAGGGCUCAAUGCUUUGUCGGUGGACCGAUCCUAUAGCGCGAUUAAAAAAAAUUCAACGGCAUAACCUGCAAAAAGUUUCCUAAGACGAGCAGCGUGUCUCUUGUAGCUAACAAGAUCCUACAUACUGAUAAUCUUUGUACGGUAUCUAUAUAGAACAACAGCAACUGAAUGUAACAACAUGGAAAAAUAAACAGGUAAGUUGGUCACCUGAGUAUUUAUAAAUUUUCACAAUACUUAUACCUGUCAAGCUACCGUUGAAAGAUUUUUCUCCAUAAGGAAUGCUCCAUCGUUUGAUUACGCUAUUCUGUUGUUUCCUAACUUAUUAUUUAAAUUUCUGUUCGAGUAAUGCCAAAGAUUGCGCAAAUGAAAAUGAAACAAUAAAAAAGCAAAUAAAACAAAAUAUCUUAAUAAAUAUAUAGGUUAUAUACAUUAUAUAGC